GUUAGCAAACAGAAGAGAUGUUUGAUAUUUCAGUGCGACGUUAACAACAGGCUCUCAAUUAUGUCUAAGCAACAUUAUCUUAUCCUGAAAGGUUGCAUCAUAUGGCACAACAAGCAUUUCCCAUCACAUGAAGCAAGAGACAUGAGUUGAAACCCUAAUUAAAAACCAAAAUGCCAUUUUUUAAGCACGGACCUCCAAGCAACAAGACCAUACGAUACAAAUGACUCCACAAGACCUACAAAUCUCGAGCAUCAUCAGAACAGUUUGCAGACAGGCAGGCAGGCAGCUACCACCGCCACCUCCACCAUGUGCCCCACCGUGUCGCUUCCCUCUCGUUGGCCAUCAUGGGCUCCUGCCUCUCCUCCGAGGCCCCCGCCACCGGCGAUGGCCCAGCGGCGUGGCGAAAGAGGCACCACGGGAGCCAGGAGGGCGCGGCCGGCGGAGGUGGGAAGAAGCUGCCCGGAGGAGCGGGGGAGAUGACGGAGGAUGAGCUCGCGUGGGUCCUCGAGAGGUUGUGCGGCAAAGGCGCUAGCGCGGUGGCGAGCCUCCACACGCAGCAGGACCGGAAGGGCACCAACCAGGACGCCAUGGUCGUGUGGGAGGGAGGGGGGACUGCAGAGGGAGCGGAUGCUGGACGAGGAGGGGAUGGACUGGGGCAGCGGUCAUGCGGAGGGGAUAGACGGCGAGAGGAUGGGGCGGAUGCGGCAUGCAGAUGACCCGUGCGCGGCUCGCGGAUGGGACAGAUGGGGUGGUUUGUGCGGG
Messenger RNA from Zea mays, 762 nucleotides. RefSeq lists its product as uncharacterized. The coding region runs from base 345 to 716 and encodes 123 amino acids. The transcript has a single exon. The record is from RefSeq and is marked predicted. NCBI's taxonomy places the organism in Eukaryota, Viridiplantae, Streptophyta, Magnoliopsida, Poales, Poaceae.